Seminavis robusta is the source of this 1612-nucleotide messenger RNA. NCBI's taxonomy places the organism in Eukaryota, Bacillariophyta, Bacillariophyceae, Naviculales, Naviculaceae. The record is from the annotation of a GenBank genome assembly.
ACUCACCCCUGCUUGGGCGUUUUCCUCACAAUUGGAUUUCUAGUUACUCUCUCUCUCUUCAUCAUCAUCAUGGAAGAAGUGACCAUGAACGAUUGCACCUGUCCCUUCGAGCCCUGGGGCCGCUACUCGGCUUCGGGUGGCGUGUUUUCUCGUGGUGUCAAUGGUACCGAUAUCGCCAUGUAUUCCUUUGGAGGCGAUACUGGAAGUCAUGCGGACGGUCUGGGCGGUGUGGUCCUCACCCACUGGAAAUAUCCACUCAACAACAACAACAACGGCUGCAACUGCUGGGAACGCCUCGCCGACAGUCCCGUGGAAGUAGGCUAUCGAGGCACAGCAACUCAAAUAGGAGAUUUUGUGUAUAUUAUUGGAGGUUCCGAUCGACGUCGUCAAGCCAUUGAUCAGAUUUGGCAGUACUCGCUCUCGCUGGACACGUGGACGCUGGUGGACAGUCAACUUCCGACACCGCGAUGGAGGCAUGCCGCAGUGGCCAUUGACGAAACGCGCAUCUUAAUUACGGGAGGACGACAAGGGCGGCUGGUCUUGUCGGAUGUUUGGAUUUUUGACACGGCCAAUCUCACGUGGACGCAGCUCGAAGAUGUUAUGCUUCCUCCCAUGUAUCGUCAUGAAAUGAGUUUUGACAAGGAUCGUAAUUUUGUCUGGAUUUAUGGAGGUCUUGAUCAGACAUUGGCGCGUUAUCCCAGUACGCUCUGGCAAUUGCGCCUCAAUUCCCAAUCCGUCGUGGAAAUUGUCGCCGACACUACCGUGAAUCCGUUACCACCGCGUUUGGCGUCGCACAUGAUGGAGUACAUUUCCCAUUUGGAUGUCGUCAUUCUCUGGGGUGGAGGCUGCAGUGAUGACGCGGAACUACACGUCUAUGAUAUCCAAGAAAACACCUGGUGCGGCAUUUAUCCUGCUAAUCGACCGGAUCGCCGAGACGCCAUGCUGUGGUCGUUGCACUACCCGUACAUUUACAUGGCGCAAGGAGAUAUCAUUUGCUACAAUCGACAAGUUUUGCCCAUUUCCGAUGUCCACGUGCUCGAUCUUACCACCCACAAUGCGUGGGAAAUGCUCUACGAACCCUUCAAUUCCAGAGGCACCGGACGGGAACCCUACUGCAAUGGCAGUAAUAAUGGAAAUUGUCAGCCGAAUCCUCUCUUUGGUGAUACAGAGAAUCGAGGCAGCACCUGUUCUGACGAACUGUUGGCACGGUUUGCUGAUCCGAGUUUGCUGGCAGAGUACGAGGAGGAGGAUUUGUUGCUCUCCAAAGCAGAGGAGUACCCGUCUCCAAAGUCACUGGUGAAUGCCGAAGAACCAAUGAUGAUCACCUCCGGAAGUUCCUUUAGGCACGGCCCGGGCAUGCUGCCUGUCGUCUUGUCCAUUUUGUUGUUGGUUUUGACAAGGCGUCGUGGAUAAACAAACAAACAGCUGUUGGUGAGUAUCCUUUCUGUUUCGCUACUGUAUCCAGCGUAGUAAUUAAGAAAACAAGAACAAGCCUAUAAAAGAGCAGUGAAACCUGGCUCCUGUGAAGAUUAGUAUAAUGCAACACAAGUCUAGUAGUAUUUUAGAUUUCAGUUACUAUUCUACCAGGUACUAUCACGAGCAGGAUUGGCGG